AUGGAACAGAGUCACUUGCAAACACAGCUGGGCUACGGCAAUGUGGGCAACAACUAUGCCCCCUACGCGCCGGCAGUCUCCAAGCCAGAGGAAAUUGAGAAGCUGGUGGACCAGCAGCUCCUUCAACUCAAGGUACACUACAACGAACAGGAGCAGAACUAUGUGAACCAGAUGCUACUGGCAAAUCCUAUAGUUGUGGAGCGUCGGACAUCGCCGCCGCUCAACACCGUACUGCCAACGCCGACACCAACGCCAUCGCCCGGAGCUGGUUUCGGAUCUGGAGCGGGGAUGGAGGGCAGGGAUGUCCAGCGUCAGCGGGCAGAGUCCUGCCGCAAGUCACGCUACAACAACAAGAUCAAGAAGGCCAAGCUGCGCUUCCGGCACAAGUUCGUCAGCGAGCAGCUGAAGAAGAGCGAAGGGAUGCUGAACACGAUGCGGGAAGUAAUCGCGCAGGCGGAGCGCCAGCUCCUUGACCGGGGAAUCCCCGCCGCUGCCAUCGAGCGCAUGCGCAGCACCUUCGGCCUCGGUCUCAUUCAGCCCAUGGAUCAGUGA
Drosophila serrata is the source of this 552-nucleotide messenger RNA. It is a transcript of the gene sisA, whose product is annotated as sisterless A. The record is from RefSeq and is a predicted model, not a curated record. Lineage: Eukaryota; Metazoa; Arthropoda; Insecta; Diptera; Drosophilidae.